GCCGCUGGGGAAGCGUGUGCAACUACGGCUUCGGAAUGGAAGACGCCACAGUUGUCUGCAGGCAGUGGGGCUACCCUCGCGGAGCAAUCACAGUAAGGUACUUCGAAGAGAGGUACGGUCAUAGCAAUGGUCCUUGGGUGCUCUCCUCCGUGAAAUGCACAGGCACUGAGGCGAAACUGACCGACUGCCCGGCUGGCCCCUGGGGGUAUACCAGGUGUAGCCGCAACAGAGAAGCCGGUGUUAUGUGCAAAGCCAAUCCCAAAGAGAACGAUAUCCGUCUUAUGAGCGCCUUCCCCACGUUGACCCGGUUGGGCCGUCUCGAAGUCUAUCACGAAGGCACGUGGGGCAACGUGUGCAACCAAGAUGACUUCGAUUUGCAAUCCGCCAGCGUUGCCUGCAAGCAGUGGGGCUUUCGCUAUGGUGCUUACGCAAUAAUUCAAUCAUUAGGGCGUUAUGGAAGUGGAAGUGGCCGUUUCUGGCUCUCCACCGUGAGAUGCGUAGGCACUGAGGCGAAACUGGCCGACUGCCCGGCUGACCCCUGGGGGCAAAACCAGUGCUCCCGCGACCAAACAACCGGUAUUAUAUGCAGAGGAGAUCGCGGCGGACAGGUAACUUCAAGGGGGCUUUAUAACAUGACAGAAGAGGAAGAAGAAGAAGCCUAUGCCGAGAAGGACGAAGAUUUUUUGCAGUAUCUCAAGGAAGAAGAAGAAGCCUAUGCCGAGAAGGACGAAGAUUUUUUGCAGAAUCUCAAGGAAGAAGAAGAAGCCUAUGCCGAGAAGGACGAAGAUUUUUUGCAGUAUCUCAAGGAAGAAGAAGCCUAUGCCGAGAAGGACGAAGAUUUUUUGCAGAAUCUCAAGGAAGAAGAAGCCUAUGCCGAGAAGGACGAAGAUUUUUUGCAGAAUCUCAAGGAAGAAGAAGAAGCCUAUGCCGAGAAGGACGAAGAUUUUUUGCAGUAUCUCAAGGAAGAAGAAGCCUAUGCCGAGAAGGACGAAGAUUUUUUGCAGAAUCUCAAGGAAGAAGAAGCCUAUGCCGAGAAGGACGAAGAUUUUUUGCAGAAUCUCAAGGAGGAAGAAGAAGCCUAUGCCGAGAAGGACGAAGAUUUUUUGCAGAAUCUCAAGGAAGAAGAAGCCUAUGCCGAGAAGGACGAAGAUUUUUUGCAGAAUCUCAAGGAGGAAGAAGAAGCCUAUGCCGAGAAGGACGAAGAUUUUUUGCAGAAUCUCAAGGAAGAAGAAGAAGCCUAUCAAGAGAAGAAAGAGCUCGAGCUCGUGGCUGAGAUCCUGGCUCAACUCGAGGACAAUUAAAUGACAACAGAGCAUCCCCCGCUAGGGAAACUUCCGUGGAAAGAUGGGACAGAAGGGAAUAUGUCAGAAUAUGCGCCGAAAUUCUACGUUCCCUGUUUAAAAUUAUUAUAGCAUACAUUUAACUCUCUUGUUGUUUUUGGCAUUCUUCCUCUUCUUCUUCUUCUUUAGGUGCAUGUUGAAUUGCUAUAAAGUUUAAAAAAAAAAAAACAUUUCUUAAUUAUUUCUUAAAUGACAACAGAGCAUUUCCCCGCUAUGGAAACUUCCAGGUAUAGAGGCCGGGAGAGAAGGGAAUAUGUCAGACUAUGCGCCGAAAUUAUACGUUCCCUGAACUAUCUUGUUGUUUUUGUCAUGCUUCUUCUUCUUCUUCUUUAGGUGCAUGUAGCAAUACUAAGAAGUUUUUAAAUUCUAUUAAUUGAUUAUGGGUAAAAUAAACUUCAUGGGCAAUAAAAUAA
Messenger RNA from Strongylocentrotus purpuratus (purple sea urchin), 1753 nucleotides. RefSeq lists its product as uncharacterized. Lineage: Eukaryota; Metazoa; Echinodermata; Echinoidea; Camarodonta; Strongylocentrotidae. The record is from RefSeq and is a predicted model, not a curated record. Gene Ontology annotation, cellular component: membrane.